This is a messenger RNA of Paramuricea clavata, 951 nucleotides long. The record is from the annotation of a GenBank genome assembly. Lineage: Eukaryota; Metazoa; Cnidaria; Anthozoa; Malacalcyonacea; Plexauridae.
AUGAAUGUCAUCCACUCUGCUGUAGAGCUGGUAAAUCCAGGACAGACACCUGUUAUCGCCAUGGACCAACCUCUAUUUGCUCUUGCAAAACAGAUCCAAUGGCAAUGGCCCCAUACACACGGAGAAGACAAGUUGUUGGUCAUGUUUGGAGGCUUGCAUAUUGAACUGGCCAUACUUAGAACACUAGGCAAAUGGCUGGACAAAAGUGGCUGGACAACUGUCAUGGCAAACGCUGAUGUUGCGACACCUGGAGUUGUCGACUCUUUUACCUCAGCCAAGCAUAUCACAAGAACAAGGAGAGCUCAUCAAAUAACUUCCUCAUCCCUCUACGUUCUUCAGCAUCGAGCAUAUGAGAAAUAUAUCACAAGAGCGGAAGAUAGAGUCCUUCUGUCUUUUACAGAUUGGAGAGAAAAGAUGUCAGAAACGUGUCCACACUUCCUCUAUUGGUGUAGAGUCAUUGAGUUACAGCUACUUUGCUUGCAGCUGGUCAAAGCAUUCCGAACUGCGGAUUUCAGCUUGUAUGUCGACUCUCUAACGAAGAUGAUGCCAUGGAUGUUUGCACUUGACCAGACAAAUUACAGCAGAUGGCUACCAGUUCAUAUCCGUGAUAUGCAAGAGCUUCCGAUCAAACACCCUGAUGUGUAUGAUAAAUUUAUCAAUGGCUUUUUUGUUGUCCAUAAGACACACAAACGGUUCUCUGCGAUUGCACCAGACCAGGCUCACGAGCAGGAGAAUGCAGUCGUAAAAGGUGAAGGCGGAGCGGUGGGACUGACAGAAAAUCCUGGUGCAUUGAAACGCUGGAUGAUUUCAGGACCCGAGAUUGCAAGAAUUGUAUCCGAAUUUGAGAAAACAACAUCAUCUAGAUCUGCUGAUAGUCUAAAGCACCACGAGCAGUCGUAUAGCCACCAAACAGCAUUUUGUAGGGAUGUUCAGUCAGUUUUGAAGAGUUAG